UUUCGUGGUUUCUCUCGCUUCAUGCUCUCCCUCCCCUCCUGGUGUCUUUCUCGCUCGCACAUUUUCUCACUCUGCUGCCUUCUCUCUCUCUCACAUGCACUCACUCGCCCGCCCCCAUCCCUCUCUCGCUGCGCUAGCGGAGUCUGCCUCCAGUCUCAGCCAUGUGCGCACCGAGGACGGAGCUCCCUCUUUCCAUCUCUUCUCCUUUACUGCCUAGAAGAGGCUGAAAGGCGCUUUUUCCUUCCCUGAGAAUCCUUCCUUCAGAAUCUGUCCGUCCGUCCCUGCCUCUCGCCUCGGCUGGAUCCACUCAGAUGACUGAAGGAACGGAGUGAGCCGGGGAAUAAGGGGGGGGGGGCAGUGGAGGACAAAAGGAGGAGGGGAUACACGGAGCAGGUACCUCCGUCCUGAUGUCAGGGCUGACAGGUUGGCAGACAGGCAGUGGAUGACUCUACAGCCUGGGUGUUUUGGCUCGCGGCCGGCGCUCCUCUGUUUGAUCACAUCUAACACACCUUAACGCUGGAGGAAGGAACUGAAGAAAACAGAGAGCUAUAACUAAUAGAACUGAGUACCGAACAGGAGAGGACUGAGGAGUGUGAAGGAGAGGAGCCAGAAGAGGGGAUAAAGGGUGAACAGAUCUUUGGAGAGAUGAUGCACCACUCCGGGAACGCUGGGAGGUCGAAGACCCUCUCUCACACUCAUCAGACAGGUUGCAACAUGCCCCCUACCACCUCCUCCUCCCUCCUUCCCCCCUCUGCCCCUCCCUCCUCCUCCCUAUGCCCCUCCUCUUCCUCCUCUCCACCAUUCAGGGAGUGCCAGGUGCCCCUGCUGGAGAAUAACUCCUCCCACUCCCGCCUGGAGCCCCGCCCCCAUGAUGACUCAUACGUGCUCAGACACCAACCCCCCUCAUCUGGGGCACCUAACCACCACAGUGGAACCACCCUGCGGCCCCCGCUGCCCCCCCCUCACAACCACCAGACCAUGUCCCACCACCACCAAUCCUCGGCCAACAGCCUGAACAGGAACACCCUGAGAGGGGGUAGGAACACCAUCCACGCACCUCCUCACGUGCCUGGGGACGGGCCCACCACACCAGAGUCAGUUCAGCUACAGGAUAGCUGGGUUCUGAAUAGUAACGUACCACUGGAAACCAGACACUUCCUGUUUAAGACAUCAUCGGGGACAACCCCUCUCUUCAGUAGCUCCUCCCCUGGUUACCCUCUGACCUCUGGGACAGUUUAUUCUCCACCUCCUCGCCUAUUACCCAGGAACACCUUCUCCCGCUCUGCCUUCAAGCUCAAGAAGCCGUCCAAGUACUGCAGCUGGAAAUGUGCUGCCGUUUCGGCCAUCACUGCUGCUGGACUGUUGGCUAUACUGCUGUCUUACUUCAUAGCCAUUAACCUGUUAGGUCUAACAUGGCAGCUACAGCCCACUGAAGGUCCUGUGUUGAACAACGGCCUGAGCGCCGCUGGUCUGCCGGUCAACAGUGAUGCGGCCACACUGCCCUCUGGAGGCAGAGCUCCAUGGCCAGGUCGUAACAGCAGUAUAGACAGUGGCGAUGUGGAGGUGGGGAGGAGGGUGAGCCAGGAAGUCCCCCCGGGGGUGUUCUGGAGGUCUCUGCUCCACCUGGUCCAGCCGCAGUUCCUCAAGUUCAACAUCUCUCUGGGGAAAGAGGCUCUGUUCGGGGUCUACAUUCGCAAGGGCUUGCCCCCGUCCCACGCACAGUAUGACUACAUGGAGCGGUUGGACGGUAAAGAGAAGUGGAGCGUUGUUGAGUCACCUAGGGAACGGCGCAGCAUCCAGACCAUGGUUCUGAACGAGGCCGUGUUCGUUCAGUACCUGGACCCGGGAGCCUGGCACCUAGCCUUCUACAACGACGGGCGCCAGAGAGAGACUGUCUCCUUCAACACAGCUGUGAUGGACUCAGUUCAGGAGUGUCCUCGGAAUUGUCAUGGCAAUGGAGAGUGUGUGUCUGGGGUGUGUCACUGCUUCCCUGGGUUCCAUGGCAUGGACUGUUCUAAAGCGGCUUGUCCAGUGUUGUGUAGUGGCACGGGUCAGUAUGAGAAGGGUUCCUGUAUAUGCUACAGUGGCUGGAAGGGGGCAGAGUGUGAUGUCCCCACCAGCCAGUGUAUUGACCCUCUGUGUAGUGGCCAUGGGACCUGUACCCAUGGAACCUGUGUCUGCUCUCUGGGCUACAAGGGAGACAGCUGUGGAGAAGUGGAUUGCUUGGAUCCGACCUGUUCUCGUAACGGUAUCUGCGUGAACGGGGAGUGCCACUGUAAACCCGGUUGGGGCGGUCCAAACUGUGAGCUGCAGCGGGCCCAGUGCCCGGACCAGUGCCACGGCCACGGGGCGUUCAUAGCAGACACCGGCCUCUGUAGCUGUGACCCCAACUGGAUGGGUCCGGACUGCUCUGUAGAGGUGUGUUCUGUGGACUGCGGGACCCACGGGGUCUGUAUGGGCGGAGCCUGUCGUUGUGAGGAGGGCUGGACCGGCGCCGGGUGCGACCAGCGAGUUUGUAAUCCCCUCUGUGUCAAACACGGAACCUGCAAGGAUGGAAAGUGCCUGUGUCACCAGGGCUGGAACGGAGAACACUGUACCAUCGACAUGUGGGACUUGGUUGACAAAGACGGCUGUCCUAACCUGUGCAACGGCAAUGGCCUGUGUACCAUGGGACAGCAGAGUUGGCACUGUGAAUGCCAGACUGGCUGGAGGGGCACCGGAUGCAGCGUCGCCAUGGAGACCUUGUGCGCCGACAACACGGACAACGAAGGAGAUGGUCUGACGGAUUGUAUGGAUCCUGACUGUUGUAUACAGAGUCCGUGUCAGAACAGCCCCCUGUGCCGCGGCGCCGUAGACCCUCUCCAAGUGAUCCAGCAGAGCCCCCUGUCUCUGUCCCAACCCCGGGUGAGGUCCUUCUACGACAGGGUCAAGAUGCUGGUGGGACGGGACAGCACACACAUCAUCCCUGGAGAAAACCCCUUCAACGCCAGCUUGGUGUCUCUGAUCCGAGGUCAGGUGUUAACAACAGAUGGUACUCCCCUGGUUGGCGUCAAUGUCUCCUUCGUCAAAUAUCCCCACUACGGAUACACCCUCACACGACAGGACGGAACGUUUGACCUGCUAGCAAACGGUGGCGCCUCCCUGACCCUGAAGUUUGAGCGCGCUCCGUUCCUCACACAGGAUCGCACCGUGUGGUUGCCGUGGAGUCAUUUCUAUGCCAUGGAUACGCUGGUGAUGAAGACAGAGGAGAACACCAUCCCAGGAUGUGACCUAAGCGGCUUCCUGCGACCGGACCCUGUGGUCGUCUCCUCGCCUCUGUCAUCGUUCUUCUCCUCCAGACCCGGAGACAAGCCUAUUAUCCCUGAGACUCAGGUGCUUCAUGAGAUGAUAGACGUUCCCGGCACCAGUCUGAAGCUGUGCUAUCUGAGCUCCAGGACAUCCGGCUAUCAGAGUCUGCUGAAGGUGACGAUGACCCCAGCAAUGGUGUCCUCAGGCCUGCUGAAGGUCCAUCUGAUGGUGGCUGUGGAGGGACAUCUGUUCCAGAAGUGGUUCCAUGCCUCACCCAACCUAGCUUAUGUCUACAUCUGGGACAAAACAGAUGCCUAUGGACAAAAAGUCUACGGGCUCUCCGAAGCUGUCGUGUCUGUGGGAUAUGAGUAUGAGUCGUGUAUCAGUCUGAUCCUGUGGGAGAAGAGGACAGCAGUGCUGCAGGGUUUUGAACUGGACCCUUCUAAUCUGGGAGGCUGGUCUCUGGAUAAACACCAUAUUCUCAACACAGGCAGCAGUAUCCUCCAUAAGGGGAACGGUGAGAACGUAUUCAUCUCCCAGCAGCCCCCUGUGAUCAGCAGUGUGAUGGGGAACGGACGUCGCCGCUCCAUCUCCUGCCCCAGCUGUAAUGGCAUCGCCGACGGCAACAAGCUGCUGGCCCCCGUGGCCUUGGCAACAGGCAUUGAUGGGAGCCUCUACGUGGGAGACCUGAACUUCAUACGAAGGGUCUAUCCCUCUCUCAAUACCACGAGCAUACUGGAAUUACGGAACAAAGACUUUAGGCACAGUAACAACCCCACUCAUAAGUACUUCCUGGCCGUUGACCCCGUAACGGGAGGGCUGUUUAUCUCAGACACCAACUCGCGGCGUAUCUACCGCGUGUACUCGCUGACAGGGGGGCGCAUGCUGUCUGAAAACGCAGAGGUGGUUGCCGGGACAGGGGAGCAGUGUCUACCCUUCGACGAGCGCUGUGGGGACGGAGGGAAAGCCACUGAGGCCACAUUGAUGAGUCCCAAAGGUAUCGCUGUAGAUAAGUAUGGUCUGAUGUAUUUUGUUGACGCCACCAUGAUCCGAAAGGUUGACCAGAACGGGAUCAUCUCCACUCUCCUGGGAGCAAAUGACUUGACUGCAGUCAGACCUCUCAGCUGUGACACCAGCAUGGACGUCAGCCAGGUGCGCCUGGAGUGGCCCACAGACCUGGCUGUGAACCCCAUGGAUAACUCCCUGUACAUUCUGGAGAACAAUGUCAUCCUUCGCAUCACAGAGAACCACCAAGUGAGCAUUAUAGCGGGCCGGCCUAUGCAUUGCCAGGUUCCAGGCAUAGACUACACUCUGAGUAAGCUGGCUAUCCACGCUGCCUUGGAGAGCGCUACAGCCAUUGCCCUGUCUCACACCGGCAUCCUCUACAUCGCUGAGACAGACGAGAAGAAAAUCAACCGAGUCCGACAGGUGUCUGCUAACGGCGAGAUCUCUCUUCUGGCCGGCGCCGCCUCCGAAUGUGACUGCAAGAACGACGUCAACUGCAACUGCUUCUACGGCGACGAAGGCUACGCGCCGGACGCCGGCCUCAAUUCCCCCGCCUCGCUCGCCGUCUCUCCCGACGGGACAGUCUACAUCGCUGACCUCAACAGCAUACGCAUCAGAGCCGUACGAGCCAACCGGCCCGGGCUGUCCGCCUCCGGGGCGGGGUCAGGGCCGACAGCGGGACGGUACGAGGUGGCGUCGCCGCGGGAACAGGAGCUCUACGUGUUCAACGGCGAAGGUCGGCACCUGCAGACGGUGAGCCUGGUGACGGGCGAGCCCCUGUACAACUUCACCUACGGGCCGGACGGAGAGCUCGCCACCGUGGUGGACAACUGCAACAACACGGCCAGGGUAAGACGGGACGGACAGGGCCUGCUCAGGCUGGUGUUGCUCCCCGAGAAUCAGAUGGUGAACCUCGCUCUGGAACCCGCCGGGGGGCUGAGGAGCGUCUCCGCCCAGGGACAAGAGGUAGCGCUGCUGGGUUACUCCGGGAGUACCGGACUGCUGGCCACCAAGGCGGACGAGACCGGCUGGACAACCUUCUAUCAGUAUGACAGUGAGGGCCGUCUGACCAACGUUACCUACCCGACUGGCAUGGUGAGCAGCCUGCACAGGGAGAUAGAGCGCUCCAUCAAUAUCGACAUAGAGAGCUCCAACAGGGAGGAUGACCUCACCGUUAUCACUAACCUCUCGUCAGUGGAGGCCUCGUACACUGUGGUGCAAGAUCAGGUGAGGAACAGCUACCAGUUGUGCAACAACGGUACCAUGCGGGUCAUGUAUGCCAACGGGAUGGGCAUCAGCUUCCACACUGAGCCCCACAUCCUGGCCGGGUCAGUCAGCCCAACCAUUGGCCGUAGGAACAUCACCCUGCCCACGGAUAACGGACUCAACUCCAUCGAGUGGCGGCUACGCAAGGAACAGACGAAGGGAAAGGUCACAAUGUUCGGCAGGAAGCUGAGGGCGCACGGUCGUAACCUCCUCUCCAUUGACUUUGACCGCAACACUCGGACCGAGAAGAUCUACGACGACCACCGCAAGUUCAUGCUCCGCAUCAUGUACGACACGCAGGGCCGGCCUGUGAUGUGGUUGCCUAGCAGUAGUCUGGCGGUGGUGAACGUGUCAUACUCGACCACGGGUCAGCUGGUGGGGCUGCAGAGGGGCAGCAUGAGCGAGAGGACCGAGUAUGACCCCCAGGGGCGCAUGGUGUCGCGGUCAUUCGUAGACGGCAAGGUGUGGAGUUACAGCUACCUGGCUAAGUCCAUGGUGCUUCUCCUGCAGAGCCAGAGACAGUACAUCUUUGAGUUUGACGCUUCCGGGCGGGUCACAGCCGUCACCAUGCCCAGCGUUGCCCGCCACACCAUGUCCACGCACGUCUCCGUUGGUUACAUCCGCAACACCUACAACCCUCCGGAGAGCAACGCGUCCGUCGUCCACGACUUCAGCGAAGACGGGCGCCCCCAGGCCAUCCAAUACCUGGGCACCGGCCGGCGCGUCCUCUACAAGUACGGCAAACUGGCAAAGCUGGCAGAGGUUAUCUACGACAGCACUGCAGUGACGUUUGGCUACGACGAGACGACUGGGGUGCUAAAGAUGGUGAACUUGCAGAGCGGCGGGUUCUCCAGUACGAUACGUUACCGCAAGAUUGGCCCGUUGAUCGACAAGCAGAUCUAUCGUUUCAGCGAGGAGGGAAUGGUGAACGCUAGGUUUGAUUAUGUGUACCACGACAACAGCUUCCGUAUUGCUAGCAUGAAACCGGUCAUCAGUGAGACACCGCUACCAGUGGAUCUCUACAGAUAUGAUGAGAUCUCUGGAAAGGUGGAACACUUUGGGAAGUUUGGUGUGAUCUACUAUGACAUCAACCAGAUCAUAACCACGGCCGUGAUGACGCUCAGCAAGCACUUUGACACCCAUGGGCGUAUUAAAGAGGUCCAAUAUGAGAUCUUCAGGUCCCUGAUGUACUGGAUGACGGUACAGUAUGACAGCAUGGGACGCGUGGUGAAGAGAGAGCUGAAGAUAGGGCCGUACGCCAACACGACCCAGUACCGCUAUGAUUAUGACGGAGAUGGCCAGCUCAUUGGAGUGAAGGUGAAUGACUGGUCCACGUGGCGCUACAGCUACGACCUGAACGGCAACCUGCACCUCCUCAACCCUGGGAACAGUGCCCGCCUCAUGCCACUUCGCUACGACCUUCGCGAUCGCAUCACGCGCCUGGGCGACGUGCAGUACCACCUAGACGAGGACGGCUUCCUAAGCCAACGAGGCUCGGACGUCUUUGAAUACAACUCCAAGGGCCAGCUUCUUAGAGCUUACAGCCGGCUGCCGGGAGGAUGGAGCAUCCAGUACCGUUACGACGGACUGGGCCGGAGAGUAUCCACCAGGACCAGUCUGGGACAGCACCUUCAGUUCUUCUAUGCCGAUCUCAACCACCCGACCAGAGUCACUCACAUAUUCAACCACUCCAGCUCAGAUAUCGCUUCACUGUAUUAUGACUUGCAGGGCCAUCUGUUUGCCAUGGAAGUGAGUAGUGGAGAGGAGUAUUAUAUAGCUUCAGACAACACAGGAACACCGCUGGCUGUCUUCAGCAGCAACGGACAGAUGAUCAAACAGGUUCAGUACACAGCUUACGGGGAGGUGUACCUGGACUCCAACCCAGAGUUCCAGCUGGUGAUUGGGUUCCACGGUGGUCUCUAUGACAGCUUGACAAAGCUGGUCCACUUCACCCAGAGGGACUAUGAUGUACUGGCCGGCCGCUGGGCCUCGCCAGACUACGUCACCUGGCCCAAGAUCGGCAAGGACCCAGCGCCUUUCAACCUGUACAUGUUCAAGAACAACAACCCCCUCAGCGAUGUGCUAGACACUAAGAACUACGUCACAGACGUGAAGAGCUGGCUAGUGAUGUUCGGUUUCCAGCUCAGUAAUAUCAUCCCCGGAUUUCCCCAUCACUCCCUGAACUUUGUCGAACCGCCCUGGGAGCUGCAGGCCAGCCAGAACUGUGAGAACGGACAGCUAAUAACGGGGGUCCAGCAGGCUGCUGAACGCCAUAACCAGGCCUUCAUGGCCCUGGAGGGACGUCGCCUCAAUAAGGACCCCCGCGCCCGCCGAGACAAGCCCGGACACUGGUUCGGCACGUCAACGCCCAUCAUCGGUCGCGGAGUGAUGCUGGCGCUGAAGGAAGGCCGCGUGACGGCGGCGGUGAGCUCCAUAGCUAAUGAGGACAGCCGGAAGGUGGCUCUGGUGCUCAAUGGAGCCCUCUACCUGGACGGAACGCACUACACGCAGGACGGACGAGACUGCCACUUCUUCGUCAAAGUCGGCUCGGCCGACAACGAUCUACUGGCGCUGGGGCUGACCAACGGGCGCAAGGCACUGGAGAGCGGGAUCAACGUGACGGUGAGCGGGCGCGCACGGCGCGGCGCCACGGUGGAGUUUGCGGUGCCAUCGUUAGCCCUGAGCGUGCGGUACGGGCCAGCACUGGACGUGGCGGACGAGGAGAGGGUGAGGCUGCUGGAGCUAGCCCGGCAGAGGGCUCUGGCUGGAGCCUGGCUGAGGGAACAGCAGAGAGCCAGGGAUGGGAAGGAGGGGAGCCGGCUGUGGACGGAGGGGGAGAGACAGCAGCUGCUGACAGCUGGGAGGGUACAGGGGUACGAUGGUUACUAUGUGCUACCCGUGGAACAAUACCCAGAACUGGCUGACAGCAACACCAACAUCCAGUUCCUGAGACAGAAUGAGAUGGGCAAGAGGUAACAGCCUUCCUGGACUGAGAUGGAAGACUGGCUCACUCUUUCUCUCUCACUGACUCUCCUUCUCCUUCAUCUGUUCCUUUUACUUCUCCCUUUCAUCCCCUACUACUUAUUACCUCCCUUCUUCUCACCCGCCUCCUCCCUUUUCCUCUAAAACCCCGCAGAGAAUUAACCAACAAACGGGGUUUCUCACAGAACGCUGCAGGGACUUUUGAAAAGAAGAACUUACUAGAAAAACAUAUUAUUAUUAUUAUUACUUUUACUGCCAAUGGCAAAAUAAUCUAACAUUUAGACGAAUGUUACAUUUUCCUUUUUUUGAAAACAGACUCUAGAGAAAUAAAAAAGCACUGGUAAACUUUGAAAACACUGUUGCUUAAUAAGAAGAUUCCCCUUUUUAAAAAAGAUAUUGAUAUUUUCACCCAUAUUUUUUGGGUCACUUUGAGAGUGUUUUGAAAGACUUAACGGAGUGGAGAUGUGUUCUACUGGAUGCCCUGGCCACGGCCUGCCUCUGAAAUGAACUAGCAGGGCAAAUGGACCAAUAGGGAGGCAGAGCCACGACAGGGCCCAGUCAUCCAUAACACUGAUCUGAAGAGAAGAAGACAAGCACCGCAGCGUAGCGACUUCAAACGAUGUAAACCAACGAGUCAUCACACUGUCUCAGGCCUCCCAUUCUACUCCACAGAUCUGUUCUCGGCUACUGCAGCAACAUAUCCUAGCGACCAACAGAACACAAAGAUCCUUUAAGUCAUAUAGACUCCAAAAGAAAGUAAACAAAAAAAACAACACACAAUAGACACAAAUUUGAAAAAAAAAACUAUAGGUACUCGUGGAUAUUGCAAAAAAAUAUCCCUUUUUAUUUAGAAAGUGGGGAGAAUGUCAUACUACUGUACUAGCUCGAUGUGUCAGACUACUACAGUACAGUUCAGGGUGUUAUGUAUGCUAGCCGUAGAAGCAGUGUGUAUUUCAGUCCAAGUAGUAUUGUGACAUUUUCACCAAGGCACUUCUGUACAGAAACCAUAUAAAACCACCAAUGGUACACCAAGUCCAGAAUACAUACAGAACUGGUAUUAUCAAAAGCUAUUUAUUUCAUUUCAUUCUUUUUACAUGUAUUUAUUAUUCGUAGUACUAAAUGACAAUCAUGGAAGAAGUCACUAGUUUUAAUGAAGAGGAUUUUAAGUUUUUUUUUUUUUUUUUCAUGAAUUAUGUAAGAAAUUUUAAUUAUGUUUUUUUUGUAUUCAUUUCUGAAUUUGCUCCCAGAGCAAAUACUAGUCACACUACCACAUAAUAAUUUAUGUAACAAAGUGUUUAAAAAAAAACAGUUUAUACUUUAAAGUCGUUACAACUGUGAAAUCUGUUUUUGGAAAUCUAUCUGGAUGUACAGUGUAUAGAUCUACCUUUAUGCAGCAGCAGCACAGUAGAAUAUUGUUCAGAAUAUCCCGUUUUAUAUUUCUAUUGAAAAAGUGGCUUGUAACGUGCUAACCUUUAGCUGGUAUUACCUACUCUAGAGUUGUGUGACUCUAAUCAUGUCUACUAUCCCAAUAUCUACAAUAUCAAUCCCCAGUUGGUUGUUUUCCACUGUUUUCGUUUGUUUUGAUGCAGAGAUAUUGCUGUUCUAGAUCCCAAAAAUCGUAGAAGCGGAUUGAUUCAUGUCACUGUGAAGAGGCUAAUUCAGUACUGGAUGUCAUAAUGUACCAAAUCAGUAUUAUUGAUGAAUAAUAAUAAUGAGGGAAUAAUGAUGAUUCUUAUACACUCACUGAAUAGAGACUCUUCUGAAAACCUUAUCAAUAAAAAGUUAUUGUUUACUUCAUCCAUU
This is a messenger RNA of Esox lucius (northern pike), 10344 nucleotides long. It is a transcript of the gene tenm2, whose product is annotated as teneurin transmembrane protein 2. The record is from RefSeq and is a predicted model, not a curated record. NCBI's taxonomy places the organism in Eukaryota, Metazoa, Chordata, Actinopteri, Esociformes, Esocidae. Bases 646 to 8535 code for a protein of 2629 amino acids. Gene Ontology annotation, molecular function: cell adhesion molecule binding; protein heterodimerization activity; protein homodimerization activity. Gene Ontology annotation, cellular component: membrane; neuron projection. Gene Ontology annotation, biological process: signal transduction; heterophilic cell-cell adhesion; neuron development. The transcript has 35 exons.